Messenger RNA from Mya arenaria, 2310 nucleotides. RefSeq names its product AH receptor-interacting protein-like. The transcript is spliced from 6 exons. The record is from RefSeq and is a predicted model, not a curated record. Gene Ontology annotation, molecular function: peptidyl-prolyl cis-trans isomerase activity; protein binding. Lineage: Eukaryota; Metazoa; Mollusca; Bivalvia; Myida; Myidae. Bases 38 to 1030 code for a protein of 330 amino acids.
GUUUUCAUUCGCAUGAUGAAAAUAAUUGUAAACAAACAUGGCGGAUAUUUUUGCUGCUUUAGAAAAAUUAGGAAUUUACAAGAAAGUUCUUCAUGCAGGUGUUGGUGACAAUCCUGAUUACGAAGAUGGAACAAAGAUUUACUUCCACUACAAGACGACUAAGUGUGAUGAUGAACGGACAGUAAUCGAUGACAGCCACAGGUAUGAUAAGCCCAUGGAGAUCAUUCUGGGCAAGAAAUUCAAGUUAGAGGUUUGGGAAGCGCUGCUGAAAACAAUGAGGCCUAAGGAAGUGGCUGAGUUUACUGUUGAUAAAAAGCACCUGGAGCAAUAUGCAUUGGUGUCAAAGCAGCUUCGUGAAAUAUUUGGUAAGGAGAAAGGUGAGGUGAAGGAGAGCCACUGUUGCGGGAUGAUGGCGAUGUCUGAGCAAGGCCUCGGCCACCCUGAUCUUGAUGAUCUCGUGAAAAGCCCACAGCCUCUCAUCUUCACCUUAGAAGCCAUCAAUGUUGAGAGAGCUGGAUCUUUUGAGAAGGAAGUGUGGACGUUGUCGGACGAGGAGAAGCUGGGAAAACUGCCGCGGCUCCGUGAGACUGGAAAUGAACUCUUCAAGCAGAAGAAAUACGCUCAGGCCGCAGAUAAAUACGCUGAAGCUAUAGGGAUUUUAGAACAACUUUCUAUGAAAGAGAAGCCAGGUGAUCCGGAGUGGCAGGAGCUGGAAGACCAGAAAACCCCGUUCCUGCUGAACUUUGCCCAGUGUAAGCUCAGUCUGGGAGACUUCUACCCUGUCAUUGAACACACAACUACCGUCCUCAAACGAGAUGCUGAUAAUGUAAAGGCCCUGUUCCGACGGGCAAAGGCUCACGUUGGUGCCUGGAACCCGGAGGAAGCACGGAACGACUAUGAGAGAGUUGCGCAACUUGACUCCUCUCUAGCUAACACUGUGAAGAAGGAGCUGGCCCAUAUAGACAGACUACAGAAGGAGAGGAACUUGGAGGACAAAAAGAAACUUCAGGGACUGUUCAUCAACACCUGAUAAUGGCAUGGUUACAGAUUAUUGUUGUCUCCACCUAUAUUCCAUGCCAGGUGUAACAUUAAAAAGUACAAAGCAGUAAUUAACUUGAAGCCAUAGAUGUCAUAGAUUUCUAAUUCAGAUACCAUCAAUGUGUAGACAAAAUUGAAAUUGGGCCCAAAAUCUGGCUCUAACAUUCAACAAGUGAGACAAUACACUGACAUUGUAAAAUUAAAAUUUUAUGUUUACUUCUAAACAUUGUGAUUAUUGAAUCUGUUUUCCCAGGUGACCUACAUCUUAUAGACUACGGUAUAUGACAUGUGUAUAAAAGGUCAUUUGCAAAGCCUUCAUGUAUGUACUUGCCCAAAUGUUAACCAUUAACUUGAGAAUUUGGUGGUUUCUUUCAUAUAAAUAAUGAAAUACCGUAACAGUCUGGGAUGAAUAUUCUCCUCUCAUAAUCCUUGUGAAGCCCCACAUGUAGUAAGGCUGAUGUUUUAGACCAUCAGAGAAACAUGUUCAGUGAUCAGUGGAAGAAUUGUGUGCUAAGGUCUCAUCAUGUGUCGCUAAAAAGUAUUUACUUUAUUGUGAUAUUAUAUUUAUGUUGAAUAUUGUGUUGAAUGCCGAGAUGCUUGAAACAAUUUUCUUUCUGGUAUAUUGUCAAAUUUGUAUAUGAAUUUCAAGUAAACUAGAACAUUUGUAUUUCAUUGUAUUGUGCUGUUUUUUAAACAAAGAAAAUUUAGCUGAUAAUUAUUAUUGUGCUCUUAAUAUUUCAGCCAAUCUUACAAUUAUUUGACUUAGAAUACUCAUUAUGUGGCAGGAUACAAGUUAUUUGAGCUAUGUUGUUGGUUUUGUUUGUUUAAAAUGCAUGACAUAGAACAAAAAAAUGAUAGAAUGGCUGCUGCCGUUACCUACCUUUAAACAAAAUAAAGGAUCAGAAUUGGAACUUGGAUUCCUUUAAAUGGCUUAAAUUAUAUUGAAUAUUUUUACAAUCAUAUUUGCUAUGGCAUUUUAGGGCAUACUUAAUUUUUCAGGUAGAAAGUUCGGACCUUAAAGAAAUAAGUAUGCCCUGGAAGAGGAAACAGUUAGUUUAUAUAGGUUACGAUUAUGUGAUGUGAAGGUAGAUUUACCAGUAAUGGGUGAUUCAUAUAUAGGUGUCAAUCUAUAAGAGUCUGUUUAAUGAACCAAUUAGAAGUUUUGUUCAGUGUGUUUUUUCACUGCGCAUAUAUAUAUAUAUAUAUUUAUAUUGUAGAUCUGUUUUGAAAUGUUAUCAUUGUUUAACUUGUCUGGAAUAAAUAUGUUGAAGA